Messenger RNA from Schistosoma mattheei, 2255 nucleotides. NCBI's taxonomy places the organism in Eukaryota, Metazoa, Platyhelminthes, Trematoda, Strigeidida, Schistosomatidae. The record is from the annotation of a GenBank genome assembly.
ACUAACUAUUAAUUGAUUAUUAUCAUUUGCACAUAAAAUACAAUGAAUUACUCUUUUAUUUUACUACAACAUAUUAGAAUACAACCGAUAAAUCUCUUUUAUAUAUAGUUAAUCAUAGAAAUAUACAUUAUGUCAAUUCAUUAUAAUAGUGUUUGAUAAAUUACGUGAUAGGUUAUUCAGUUGAUUUAUUGUCAUUGGUGUUGAUUUUAUUUGUCUAUAAUCAAUUGAAGAGAGAAAAAAAAAAGAAUGAAUGAAAUUUAUUUAUAAAUUUAAAGAAAUGUGUACUCAUUGUCAUUGGACUCCAAUUGCAAUGCCAGAGAUGUAUGGAGUUAUAUUUGGUGAACAUGCGGGUCUUAUCCAUGCUUGUUCUGAUACAUUGAGACAAUAUUGUGAAAGCCUUUGGUACUCUGGAUUAGAAUACAAACGUCCGACUCAUGAAGAAAUUUUAGCCAAAUGUGGAAUACUCUUCUAUGGGAAACCAAUACCAGUAAAUAUUCUUUAUGCAUUUUACUAUCAACUGGAAAAUUUAUUCGCCAUGAGUAAAGUAAUUCAUUCCAUUCGCACAGUUAUGGAUUGGCUAGAUGCAACAGAAAAUCAUGCCUCAAGAAUAUUAUCAAUAUAUGAAAUGAAUUCACAAUUAAAUCAUUUUGAAGAAACAUUGGCAGAUCAUUUAAAAGCACUGAAGUUAUGUGAUCGUUUAUUGGAUAAUCUCGGUUCAAUUUAUCACCGUGUACGUCCUUUAAAAAAAGGACAAACUAUUCUAGCUAGAGCUUUAACAGAUUUCGAAUCAAAACAGAUGAAAUGCAAGCUACAUAUGAAUCACUUUUAUAGGAUCACAUCCAACCAAAAUCCUCAUGCAUGGCAGAUAAGUAAUCCCGGACAUGCAAUUCCAUCACUAUUCCUCGAUGUUUCUACUGAGUUUGGUGAAAAACUAAUUCUCAAACAACUUCAAAAACGAUUUGAAGAAUUUCUAAUCAUGUGUCAUGGUCGUGCUCGUCGUCAACUAUUCUCACGUAUUACAAAAUUAUUACAUAAUUCUAAACGUUAUUCAACACUUCCUGCAAUGUUUAAACCAAGCGAUUCUCCCGUUUCUUCAAGCGCUCUCUGUGGCUUAUACUUUCCACGUUCACCUGAUCCAGCUAAACGAUGGCGCCCUUCAAACAAUGCUAAAAUAUUUUCUCGUCAACCAGCCUAUUUGGAUUAUGAAAGUCCUCAAGAAGCAUUACUACCUCAUACAAUCCGAAUAUUAUUGACUCGGCUAAGAAACUGGUUACAUCAGUUACCUCCCCCUGGUGUGAUUAUGGACAGUUCAAAGUUGUCAACAUUUAAUUCAAAUAAAUGCCAGCAAAAUAGCUUUAAUUUAAUCCAAGGAAGUAAUGUAGUCAAUGAACUGCGUAAAUGGUGGAAGUUCACUCAUAAAACAGUUGAAAAUCGUGAUCAAUUAGAAAAAAUAGUUGCCGAUGCUACUUUUAUAAAAAAAUUGAAUGAUAUUAUGCAAACAAAAAUUAAUACUGAAGUGGAAAAACACAGAAAACAAUAUGAGUCAAAUAAAAACCUGACUAAUUCAAGCACAUUUAAAAGCCAUCCAAAGCUUACAAAGGUCCUUGUGGAUGAACUACUCUCAAGAAUAGGAGCUCAAUUUUAUCAUCCACGAUCUGGACAAUUUAGCUAUAGAAGUACUCAACGAGUAAUGGAUGGUAUUGAUGUAGCAUUACCUUAUACAUUUCCUGGAGUACAAAUAUUUGACAGAUUAAUUAAAGAUGAAACACUUAUUGUUUAUCAUAUUCAAAAAAGUCAUAAUUCAUCAUUACAAGAUGAUAAUGCUUCCAUUAAUCAUGAUAACACAUUCUCAUCAAAUUCUUAUACAUUUAAUAUUCAAAGUCAUCGUAACUAACUAACUAACUUUAACAAUCAAACUUCAAAAUAGUACUUCUUAAACAUUUUUCUUUAUUAUUAAUAAUGAAUAGCAAAUGAAUGAUAUAAUAUUGAUAAAUAAUAAAUACAAACCUGUUCAUGAAUAGUUUUUGAAUUGUUUAUUGGUAUAACUAUUUCUGAAUAAGAUACAAUUGGUGAUAUUGUACUACUGAUUAAUGAUUUAUUAGUAGUUAUAGAAUUGAAAGGAUAUUGAAUAAAUGGUGUUGAAAUUAUUGAUUGAUUAUUAGAAUGAAUUAAUAAUUUAGAUUUUUGAUUUUUAGUUUUAUAUUCUAUGUUAUUCAUAGUUGUAUUCAUAUUUAAUAAAUUAUUAUGAUGAAUUG